This is a messenger RNA of Musca vetustissima, 1900 nucleotides long. Its product is annotated as Krueppel-like factor luna. The transcript has 4 exons. Gene Ontology annotation, biological process: regulation of transcription by RNA polymerase II. The coding region runs from base 33 to 1877 and encodes 614 amino acids. The record is from RefSeq and is a predicted model, not a curated record. Lineage: Eukaryota; Metazoa; Arthropoda; Insecta; Diptera; Muscidae. Gene Ontology annotation, molecular function: DNA-binding transcription factor activity, RNA polymerase II-specific; RNA polymerase II cis-regulatory region sequence-specific DNA binding.
UCGUCACCACGGAGUCCUGGGAUUUACAUAGUAUGGACCUCAAUAUGGAUAUAUUACCGAGCGGGAAUAUUUUCAGCGAAUUGGAACGCAUCUGUACAACCGGUUAUUUUUCAUCACAGCCAUCUAUUGAGGAUCAAUGGCAACAGACUUGCUAUGAAUUGGAACGUUAUCUGCGUGACGAACCCAAGCUGCAGUCCUACAAGAAACUACACAGCGAGAUUGAUUCAUGGGAAAUAUUCUCCUCUCCAGCUCGCAUUCUGGAGGAGCUCAAGAUAAAGGAACAGCAUUUGGACUCCAUCUCAACCACUUCCUCCGUGUCAUCGCAUUGUUCCGGCAUUUCAUGGGACAGUGCAGGUUCACAAUCGUUGAGUUGUUCGGUGGUGGUUAAGAAGGAACGCAUCGAUGAUGACGACGAAGAUGAGGCUUUAAAUUCCGACAAUGGCGAAGAUAAAAUUAUGUUGGGCCAGUUACCGCCAUCCAGUGAAUUGACACAAUCUGCGUUGCAAGCUCUGAGCACGAAGCAAAUGUUGAGUAGUUCGAGCUCGACGAUCACCACCACUACCACCGCUGUUACACAACAAUGCCCGCUAACGGAAAAGGCCAUAAAACUGCGUGUUUUGGCCACCAAGCACGGCGGCCACCUAAGUCCUCAAAGUGCCAGCCAUACCAAUAACCACGACUACGCUCUGCCCACCCUGACACCUCCCUCAUCGCCGGAAUCCAUACGCACGAAUAUCUCAUCUACCAGCUGCCAAACUGCCCAAAUUGACGCAAGUGAGCUAGCUGCUCUCAUACAACAACAACAGAAGCAACAACGUCAGCAACAACAGCAAUCAUCGCAACAACAAUCCCAUGUGCCACCUGCAACUGCCAUCUUACGUUUCCCUUCGAAUCCCACUGCAUGCACUACAGUUCCUUUGCUACAACAGCAGCCGCAACAGCAGUCCCAUAACGUACAACAACAGCAGCAGAACAAGAAGCAACAACCUCAUUCGAACCCCAGCUCCACGCCGUCGCAAUCAACUGCAUCUGCCGGUCACCAUCAUUUGACAAUUCAAGCCACGAGUAGCGCUGCCAAUGCGGACUCUCAGGGAGUUAGUACACAGCUGACGGCAAUACACAGCAGCAAUAGCAGCAACACGGCCACCCCGAACACAAGCAACAUUCCACGCAGCACGAUUGUACGCCUGACAACGAGUAACGGACAAAAGAGCGGUGGUAUCAGUUUGGCGCGGGUCAUACAGAUGCAAAGCGGCAACAGCGGGACUUUAUCAGCAGCCGCUGCGGCCCUCCUAAAUUCAGCGCAAGCGGCGGCGGCCGCUGCUGCAGCAGCAUCCAACGGCAAUGUCUCGGCUGUGGGGAAUAUCAAUGGCUUGACAGCAGCGCAGAUUACCCAAAGGGGCACCCAACUGCAGAAUCCUCAAGUGACAACAUUGACCACAAAACCUCAUCAACGUCAACAACAGCAACAUCACCUCCAACAACAACAACAACAACAGCAGCAACAACAACAAACAGCCUCACAUCAGCAGCAACCGCAACAGCAUCAUCAACAGGAACAACAACAACAGCAACAAAUCCUCUUACAACAUGAACACAGUCCUGACGCCAAACGCCGGAUACACAAGUGCCAGUUUUUGGGUUGCAAGAAAGUCUAUACAAAAAGUUCACACUUAAAGGCGCACCAAAGGACCCAUACCGGCGAAAAACCAUACAAGUGUUCGUGGGAAGGCUGUGAAUGGCGAUUUGCCCGCAGUGAUGAAUUGACCCGCCACUAUCGUAAACACACUGGAGCUAAACCAUUUAAGUGCCGUAAUUGUGAUCGCUGCUUUUCACGUUCCGACCAUUUGGCAUUGCACAUGAAACGUCAUAUGUAGACAGUGCUGACAGACAGUCGCAU